Dovyalis caffra is the source of this 162-nucleotide messenger RNA. NCBI's taxonomy places the organism in Eukaryota, Viridiplantae, Streptophyta, Magnoliopsida, Malpighiales, Salicaceae. The record is from the annotation of a GenBank genome assembly.
AUGAUCGAACAUUUGGUUGGCGAGUGGGGGGAAGAUAAGAAAAAGAAGCAAAUGAGUACGAACAAAUGGGAUAAACUGAUGAGGAAGCCUAACAAUUCGAACACAAUCCUAAGUAAGCAUGUAGAGAAGGCAAACCGACAAAAGGAGAUGAAGUCAAAGUGA